ACAUUUAGCUAAUGAAUUACGGGCUGGUGUGGGUCCUUCCCUGUGGCCCAGCUAUCACUCAGCGCCAAUCCCCAAUCAGGGCCCAGGUGAUUUUGCAAUCCUUGGUGCUAUUUCUGUGGGGUUGGAGUUUAAACUUUGCCACUUGGGCCAGGACACUGUGGAGGAGGAGGUGGCUGUGUCCCUUGUCUGCCUCGUUCUGCUUGUGUGCCGAGGGGGCUUGAAGGAUCGGAGGCUUCCACAGAGCCCGCUGCUAGGGCUGCGAUCUAGCACAGCCAUGGCCUCCAGUGUGGGUGGCCUCGACAGCCUCGACCUGCUGGAUCUUCUCUUCGACCGUGAGGAUGGGAUCCUGCGCGGUGUGGAUCUGCGGAUGCCCGUGGGCUCCUGGCAAGAGGAUGUGCGUGCCCCAGAUGGCGAGGACUUCCUCAGCUCCAUCCUGGGCUUCCGGGAAUCGGCGUCGGACUCUCCCAGCUGGUCUCCAGCUGCCAGUGACAGCGGGGUCUCUGAUGACCCACCCUCCGAUCAGCUUGACAGUCCCCUGGGGUGCUGCGAUGGGGGGCCCAGCGACAACCCCUGCCCCUACCCUGAUCCCAGCCAGCCCCUGCCCGUGCUGGGAGUGCACAGGGCCCCGCACCCGGAGGUCUCCAUCGACCUGGACGUAUGGCACCCUGGCUGCUACCUGGAGGAGACCCAGGACCCUCCCACGGUCCCUGCGCCUGCAUCCUGCACCCUCACAGUCAAGGACCUGCUGCUCUCAGGCAGCUCUGACCCCCAGCUGCCGGUGCCCAGCUCCUUGCUGCGGCAGAGCCAGGGGCAGUGCCAGGAGCUGGUGCUGACAGAGGAUGAGAAGAAGCUGCUGGCGAAGGAGGGGGUGUCCCUGCCCAAGCAGCUGCCCCUCACCAAGUACGAGGAGCGGGUGCUGAAGAAGAUCCGGAGGAAGAUCCGGAACAAGCAGUCAGCUCAGGAGAGCCGCAAGAAGAAGAAGGAGUAUAUCGAUGGACUGGAGAGCCGGAUGUCGGCAUGCACGGCCCAGAACCAGGAGCUGCAAAGGAAGGUCCUGCACCUGGAGAAGCAGAACUCGUCCCUCCUGGAGCAGCUGAAGAAGCUCCAGGCCCUCGUGGUGCAGUCGACCAACAAGGCAGCACAGACAGGCACUUGCAUCGCGGUUCUGCUGCUCUCCUUUGCGCUCAUCGUCUUCCCCUCCAUCAGCCCCUUUGCCCCCAGUAAGGCUGAGCCGAAUGGCGACUUUGGGCCAAUCCGAGUUUUCUCCAGGUCUCUGCACAACGUCGCAGCCUCACGCGUGGCCUACAUGCACCCCCGUCCUGGAGACGAAAAGCCCCCGGAGCCGCUGUGGCCGGAGCACCCAGGUGAAGCCCCCGAGACCCUGCACGAAGCGUUUAGCAGCCGCCAGUUCCCCCCACGCUCAGCUAGUGCCUCCCCCCGGAACGACACGCGGGCGCCCGCCCCAGGGGCGCUCGGCCGGAGCACCGGGGAUGGCUCCGCACCAAGGGAUGGUGCCGCGGCACCGCUUGCCUGGACCAAGGCCAGCCACGGCGGCCUGACGGCGCUGGAGCCGGCUGAGGAGCUUUAA
This is a messenger RNA of Nothoprocta perdicaria, 1588 nucleotides long. RefSeq names its product cAMP responsive element binding protein 3 like 3 (gene CREB3L3). The coding region runs from base 275 to 1588 and encodes 437 amino acids. Gene Ontology annotation, biological process: regulation of transcription by RNA polymerase II. The record is from RefSeq and is a predicted model, not a curated record. Gene Ontology annotation, cellular component: nucleus. Gene Ontology annotation, molecular function: RNA polymerase II cis-regulatory region sequence-specific DNA binding; DNA-binding transcription factor activity, RNA polymerase II-specific. The transcript is spliced from 10 exons. NCBI's taxonomy places the organism in Eukaryota, Metazoa, Chordata, Aves, Tinamiformes, Tinamidae.